GCUAGCAACACCUGGCAACCAUCGGAGAGAGAAGCUUAACGUUAGUUGGUAUUUUUCGUUAUUAUGAGUUAAAUAAUGUCUUUAAAACAGGCUCGGUUAUUUUAACGGGACUUUUUAACGGUUACCGGGGCAACGUAGCAACAAAACAACAGCUGUAUGGAUGGCGGGGGAUAGUGAGAGCAUAGUGUCUGAGUACCUGGACCAGAACCCGCAGCUGGCCCAGUGGGUUGAGACUUUCAGGGGCUACUGUGAGAGCAACAAGCAGUGGGAAGCUCGCAAAGAGUUCAUCCUCAGGAACAUGGAGGCUUUCCCUUCAGUGCAGCAAGAGCAACAGCAAGGAGGAAGCUCCAACAACAGCAGUCUGGACCGGCUGCUGUCUCUGUCCAUGGCCUGGGCUAAUCAUGUGUUCCUUGGAUGCAGUUAUCCGGCGUCUGUGAUGGACAAGAUCAAGGAGAUGGGUGAGGGGAUAGCCGUCCAAGAUCCUCCCGUUCACAAAACCACGAAGGAGCUGCUGGGCAAAGGAAAACGGGGCGCCUCGACUCGUAAUGGCGAAGGCGACGGCUGCGUGAAACGAGGCAAAUGCGGCUCGGCGUGGUCCGCGAGUCAGAAGUCUGGUCCCACUCCGCAGGCUCCGGCAGAGCACCAGCCCUUCUUCAACCGCCUCUACAAGGCCGUGGCCUGGAAGCUGGUGUCGGCGGGGGGCUUCGGCCCCAACCUGGACCACUUUGAAAUCCUCCGCAGCUGCGUGGAGUCGUGCAAACAGACGGUGACCUGCGUGUUCGUCCCGCUGAAGGACAUCGCCGGCCUGCCUGCGGGACGCACGCAGAAGGAGGGCCACGUGUGCGAGAUCCGCUGUCAGACUGUCUACAUGGGCACGGGGUACGGGCGGGACGAGGCCGCCUCCAAAGCCAUGGCUUCCAAAGAAGCGCUGAAAGUGUUUCAGGGCAGGAAAGUGACAGUAAAGAUCUGCAGGCGGAGGUACAAAGGGAGAGACGUGGAGGAUCUGAUGCUGCUGGACGAGCAGCCUCGGAGUCAGGGCUUCCCUCCCGCGCUCAGCUACCCUUUUCAAGACGAGCAGCUGGAAGACGCUUCUCUAUAG
Molecule: messenger RNA, 1099 nt
Organism: Scomber japonicus (chub mackerel)
Lineage: Eukaryota; Metazoa; Chordata; Actinopteri; Scombriformes; Scombridae
Gene: cdkn2aip
Product: CDKN2A interacting protein
Exons: 4
Coding region: 161-1099 (312 amino acids)
Cellular component (GO): nucleoplasm; nucleolus
Source: RefSeq, a predicted model, not a curated record